This is a messenger RNA of Dentiscutata heterogama, 402 nucleotides long. The record is from the annotation of a GenBank genome assembly. Lineage: Eukaryota; Fungi; Glomeromycota; Glomeromycetes; Diversisporales; Gigasporaceae.
UACGAUUUUAAACCAUCUCUUCAAGAAGUUAAAGAUCUUGUGACAGAAAAAAGGGGAAAUACAAUCCCUAUUUAUUGCAGGAUUCCUGCAGACUUACUUACACCUGUUGGAGCUUAUUUACGUAUAACAGAACAAAGCAAAUUUUCUUUUCUUUUUGAGUCUGUAACAGGAGGUGAAAAAAUUGGGAGAUAUUCCUUUGUUGGUGCAGAUCCAUAUAAAGUUCUUAAAGUAGAAGAUAAUGAAGGGGAUCCUUUGAAUUUUCUCGAGGAAGAAUUGAAAUCUGUCAAUUAUAUUCCUGUGCCUGGACUUCCUCUAUUCACAGGUGGUGCUGUAGGAUAUAUCGCAUAUGAUUGUAUAAAAUAUUUUGAACCACGAACUGCACGCGAAUUAGAUGAUCAAUUG